AUGCUGAACGAAUGCCAUUUCGACCUUUUAUACUUCCCCAGUGGAAUUCCACAUGAUGAUCUCCAAGAGCUAUUCAGGCGGAUUCGGUGCCAAAGUAAGACCAAACCACAUGCAAUUCUGCGGGAUUUUCUGGAGCACGCAACUUGCAUAUUGCACGAAGAGUUUCGUCGGCUACCGAGGAGUUUACGAACUGUGUUGCCUCCAUUGAGUAAUGCCCUAGACCUAGCGGAAUUGAGUAUUCCGCAACGAGGACCGCUGGCGGGGGCUGUGGAAGGCGUUCUUAGCUGCUUGCUCCAUAUAGCGUCUUUGAUCGGGUACUACGAGAGCCACCCGGAGCAAUAUGCAUUUUCCCAUUCAACGACUUGCUUCACUGGGAUUGGGGUAAGUCUCCUGGCCGCUGCAGCUGUCGCGGCUUCUCCUGCGUUGUCUGAGCUUCCCAAACUUGGUGCUGAGGCCAUCCGGAUAGCCUUCCGCAUGGGGGUAUUGGUACAUGAAAAAUCCCAAUGCAUAGAAUCCCAGGAGCCGGGAAGCGAGCCUCUUCGCUGGGCGGCUGCAGUGAUGGAUUUGGACGAAGAGACUGUGCGAAAGGAACUCGAAACCUUCAACAUAUCCACUUGCAGUUCAGUCCCCAGUCAACUGUUUAUCAGUGCCGGUGGCGACGACAACAUUACAAUCAGUGGGCCACCCUCCAAGCUUCGGAAAGUCUUUCAAACCUCAAAACUUCUCCGUUCUGCGCGAUACGCACAUUUGCCUGUUUAUGGCGGCCUUUGCCACGCGCCCCAUAUUUACAACGCUGGCCACGUCGCUUUAAUUCUUGAGACAACAAAUUCAGUGGUAGUGGACCGAAAAAUGAUAAACUCUGCUCCGCUUCUUUCCACGGGGAAUGGUGAACCCCUUCAGGGAACAACUCCGCGCAAUAUUUUUGAAUCAGUCGUUCAUGGGCUUCUCACAGACUCAAUCAGAUGGAAUAUGGCGAGGGAUGGUGCUCUACGAUCCGUCAAAAGUGCCGGAGUGAAAUGUCAUGUGUAUGCAUUUCGGCCUUGCGCCGUGGUGGCCGAUCUGGUUGCUUCGGGUGUAACCAAAGCCCCCCAGUGUACAUUCGAAACUCGCGAUUUAAUGGAGUGGAUCUUCGACCCCCAAAGUGAUACCUCCCCACUCAGACAACGGGACUCAAAAAUCGCCAUUGUCGGAAUGUCCUGCCGUAUGCCCGGCGGGGCUAACGACCUGCAAUCGUUUUGGGACAUACUGCAGGAGGGCCGUGAUGUACAUCAGCGUGUCCCGACUGACAGGUAUAACGUCGACAGUCAUACGGACCCAUCUGGAGCGACUCGGAACACCAGUCUCACCCCAUUUGGAUGCUUUAUUAACCAGCCAGGGCUAUUUGAUGCGGGUUUUUUUGACAUGUCACCCAGAGAAGCAUCUCAAACCGACCCCAUGCAUCGUCUCGCGCUGUUGACUGCAUAUGAGGCUCUGGAGCAAUCCGGGUUUGUCGCAGACCGAACUGAAUCCACCGAUCGAAGAGGGGUCGCGACUUUCUAUGGUCAGUCCUGUGAUGAUUACCGGGAGGCAAAUUCGGGCCAAAAAGUCGAUACAUACUUCAUUCCCGGUGGCUGCCGGGCGUUCGCGCCAGGGCGUAUCAACUACUUCUUCAAAUUCAGCGGGCCAAGUUUCGACUGUGAUACUGCUUGCUCCUCCAGCUUGGCAACCAUCCAGAUCGCCUGCACGUCGUUACUUCAUGGUGAGAGCAACAUGGUGGUGGCAGGAGGCCUGAAUAUCCUCACAAAUAGCGAUGGCUUCGCGGGGCUGAGUCGAGGACAUUUCCUAUCCAAAACAGGGGGCUGCAAGACCUUUGACUGCGACGCAGAUGGCUAUUGCCGGGCCGAUGGGAUUGGCUCCAUUGUCAUGAAACGCUUAGACGAUGCAGAGAGAGACAACGACAACAUCUUGGGCAUCAUAUUGGGAUCUGCCACCAACCACUCCGCGGAUGCUAUCUCUAUCACACAUCCACAUGCCCCGACGCAGGCUAGUCUAUAUAGCCAUGUCACGACUAGUGCAGGAGUAAACCCCAUUGACGUAGACUUUGUGGAAAUGCACGGUACAGGCACACAGGCUGGCGAUGCAGCGGAAAUGGAAUCAGUCACCACGGUAUUCAGCCCGAGGGCCCCAAAGCGCACACGCAAGCAGCCGCUGUACAUUGGAUCUGUCAAGGCCAAUGUUGGACAUGGAGAGGCUGCAGCCGGUAUCAUGGCUUUAAUCAAGGUUCUAUUGACCUUGCAAAAAGACAUUAUUCCAAAACAUGUGGGUAUCAAGACCGGAUACAACCCGAAAUUACCAGAUCUCGAUCCCCUAAACGUUCGAAUCCCCUUCGAACAAGUGCCCUGGCCUCGCAAUCCGACACGGAAGCGCUAUGCAGUUGUCAAUAACUUCAGCGCUGCAGGGGGGAAUACAACACUCCUGCUUGAAGAGCCCCCGUUGCGAUCACAAUGUGAGCGGGAUCCUCGAACCGCAUUUACCAUUGCAAUCUCAGCAAAGAGUAAGAUUUCUCUGAAGAAAAAUCUGCACUCGCUUCUGGCCUACAUCAAGUCAAUGCCAUCAGAAAACCUUGCAAGCCUAUCAUACACCACUACAGCUCGUCGCAUGCAUCACAACCACCGCAUAGCCGUAAGUGGUGGGAGCCCUGAAACAAUCAUUCAAGAGCUCGAGAAAUACCUUCCUACGGUGGAAACCCAUCGCCCGAUCGAAAGCACGCCCGUCUCCCUGGCUUUUGUCUUUUCGGGCCAAGGCACCUUUUACGUGGGCAUCGGAUGUCAGCUGUAUGAGCACCGUUCAGAUUUCCGAAAGCGAGUGCUUCAGCUCAACGACAUUUGCCUUGGUCAUGGGUUCCCCUCUUUCCUUGGGCUCAUCACUGGGGGUGAUUCACAGCAAGAAUCCGACCUGAGUCCUAUCGUCACCCAUCUAGCAAUAGUUUGCAUAAGCAUCGCUCUGUGCUGGGAAUGGGAGAAUCUUGGGGUUGAGCCUUGUGCCGUUGUCGGAGCAAGCCUUGGUGAAUUUGCCGCGCUUUAUGCUGCCGGAGUACUGUCUGCAAGCGACGCCAUCUAUCUCGUGGGAGAAAGAGCUCGGCUUAUAGAAGAGCUGUGCACCCCCAACACACAUGCCAUGCUGGCGGUUCGAGCAACCAUCGACCAAAUCGACGAGGCCCUGGCUGGCACUCCGUACGAGGUAGCAUGCUUCAAUGGAAUCCGUGACAUCACUCUGAGUGGAUCUGUCGAGGAUAUUGCCAGAAUACGGCUCAGCAUUGAAGACUCUGGGUACAUAUGUACUGAGCUCAAUGUUCCCUACGCGUUCCAUUCUGCUCAAAUGGACCCCAUUCUCGAUCAAUAUGAGAAGAUCUGCGGUGGCGUCACCUUCAAAGAACCUAAACUCCCUGUGAUAUCCCCUCUUAUGGGUGGGUGUGUGUUCGAUGGCAGCACCUUCAACCCAUUAUACAUGCGCAACGCAACGCGAAACCCCGUUCACUUCGUGGACUCUCUUAGCAGCGCUCUGGACCUGGGAUUGGUUGAUGCCAAGACAGUCUGGGUAGAAGUGGGACCUCAUGCUGCAUACAGCCAUUUUGUUCGUAAGGUGAUGCCCGAGGGAACAAUCACGGUGGCCAGCCUCAAAAGGGAUGAAGACAAUUUCCACACCUUUGCUCGUGGCAUGGCAGAGCUACACAGUUUGGGGUUGAAGCUCGAUUGGCAGAGUUGGCAUGCACCUUUCGAGUCCCAACUGAGACUCUUAGAUCUCCCGGCCUACCAGUGGAAUUUAAAGAAUUACUGGCUUCCAUACAACGGGACCUGGAUGUUAGCGAAAGAUGACAAUUCAUCACAUAGCUACAACCGCCUGACUCCCUUUCCCUCACAAACCGCACUCGUCCAGGAUCUUGUCCAGGAAUCCAUUGCAAAGGAUCGUGCCGAAGUAACUGUUCAGUCCGACAUCCUACAGCCCGGUUUUUGGGAGGCCAUGAACGGCCAUAGAAUGAACCAAUGUGCAGUAGCCACAUCGUCAAUCCAUGCAGACGUUGCCUUCACCCUGUCCAACUACCUUCACUCUCGUAUGAGACCAAACCUAACCGUCCCAGUCACCAAUAUCAAAAACAUGCAAGUCAAGCAAGGACUCAUCGCAAGAAAAGAUCGAUCCCGGCCCCAGUGGAUUCAGGUGCAUGCUGUGGCUGACGGGUCGACUGGCUCUGUGCAACUCUUCUGGUAUGCUCUAAAUAACCAAGGACAGCGGGCCCCAGAUUGCUUUGCUACUGCGAUUGCAGAAUGGGGCGACCCUGUAUCCUGGCAUAACGAAUGGGCCCCUACAGCCCACUUGGUACUUGGUCGGAUUGAGACCUUGCGGCAGGAGGCUUCCGUGGGCAAGGCAAAUCGACUAUCGCAAGACUUGACAUAUAGUCUCUUUGGGAAUUUGGUCGACUACGCAGAAAAGUAUCGCGGGAUGCAAAGUGUAGUUCUACACGGCAUGGAAGCUACAGCCGAGAUCACUCUUACUGCCAACGAGCGACCAGACCAGUGGACAGUACCACCAUUCCACAUUGACAGUGUCGCGCAUUUGGCAGGAUUCAUCCUGAACGGCGGAAACGCCCUUGAUUCCCGAAAGAACUUUUAUGUCACGCCGGGCUGGAAGUCCAUGCGCUUUGCCCGGCCAUUGGUGGCUGGCGAUCGUUACGUGAGCUAUGUAAAGAUGAUGCCCAUUCACAAACAGCCCGGAUUUUUCGAGGGCAAUGUCUUUAUCAUCCAAGGGGACACGGUUAUUGGUUUGGUUGAGGGUAUCACGUUCCGCUCUUUCCCACGAUUGCUUUUGGAUGAGUUUUUCAGUCCGCCUGAUCUGAAGGGGGUCUCAGUUUGUCAAGAAGCCGUCUGUGAAAGCAACUUACCCGGUCCUCAGGCGUCAGCCGCUUUGCUUCAUCCAGAAGUCCCUCCUAGAACUGAGUUGGCUGAAGAUGAGAGUGAAAACGGCGUCAGCUCAACUCCUCCUACGCAAGUCUCUCCCCAGGAUUCCUCUACAGUGAACCCGAUCGUCCAGCAGGCUAUGGUCUUGAUCUCUACAGAAACGGAGAUUGACCUCCAUGAGCUGACAAACGAAACGGAAUUCGCCUCAAUCGGUGUUGACUCACUGAUGUCACUCGUCUUGGCACAGAAGUUUGGAUCAGAAUUCAAGUUGGAAGUGCGUAGCUCGUUGUUUUUAGACUGUCCUACAAUUGGUGAUUUCAAGGCCUGGUUGAUGGAUUACUGUUGA
Messenger RNA from Penicillium robsamsonii, 5277 nucleotides. It is a transcript of the gene encA, whose product is annotated as non-reducing polyketide synthase encA. Gene Ontology annotation, biological process: fatty acid biosynthetic process; secondary metabolite biosynthetic process. The transcript has 4 exons. NCBI's taxonomy places the organism in Eukaryota, Fungi, Ascomycota, Eurotiomycetes, Eurotiales, Aspergillaceae. The record is from RefSeq and is a predicted model, not a curated record. Bases 1 to 5277 code for a protein of 1758 amino acids. Gene Ontology annotation, molecular function: fatty acid synthase activity.